Messenger RNA from Triticum turgidum subsp. durum (durum wheat), 1089 nucleotides. NCBI's taxonomy places the organism in Eukaryota, Viridiplantae, Streptophyta, Magnoliopsida, Poales, Poaceae. The record is from the annotation of a GenBank genome assembly.
AUGUCAUUUGCCGGCGUCUCUCUCGUCGGCGACGGCGAGGCCGUCGGCCACGCCAUCAACGUCUCCGCGGCCAGCGGGUACCACCUGCUCGUGGUUAACCGCUACUCGCACAUCAAAGCCACUACACCUAUUGGCACGAAGGUCGUCUCUCUCCCAUUUACGGUAGGAGGCCAUCGUUGGCGCAUCAGCUGCUAUCCUAAUGGGGACCGCCCAGAGUGUGCGGACUAUGUAUCUCUUUAUUUUCGUCUUGAUGAAAAUGCCGUGGAGGGUCUAAAGGUACAGUUCGGAUUUAGUUUCAUCGACGAGCUUGAGAAGCAAGAUUCAACAUAUAUUCAUGCAAAAAGGGCAGACAAUUUCUCCAACUGUCAUCCCUCUUGGGGUUACAAGAAUUUCAUGAAAAGAGACGCCCUUGAGAAAUCAAAGCAUCUACGAGAUGAUUGUUUCACCAUCCGAUGCGACGUCGCCAUUGCUACGACAGUUGAUCUCUUCAUCAAGGUGCUGCCUUCUAGCAUAAAACAGCAUAUCAGCGACCUCUUCCUCUCCAAGGAGGGCACGGACGUGACAUUCAUGGUGUCCGGUCAGAAGUUCGCUGCCCAUCGAUGCGUGCUUGCAGCUCGGUCUGUGGUUUUCAAGGCGGAGCUGCUUGGCUCCAUGAAGGAGGGCACUGUAGCAAGUGUCGUAGAUGUAGAAGACAUGGAAGCAAAGGUGUUUAGGGCCUUGCUUGACUUUAUUUACACCGACUCACUUCCCGAGAUGGAGAUAGACAUGGGUGAUGAGCAAGGAGAAGCCCAGGAAGCAUUGUGGCUGCAACACUUGCUUGCAGCAGCGGAUAAAUAUGAUCUCCAAAGGCUCAAUGGACUAUGUGAAGAAAAGCUGUGCGAACACAUAGAUGUGAGCUCGGUGACGACUAUUCUUACUCUAGCCGAGCAGCAUAAUUGUCACGGGUUGAAGGAGGUUUGCUUUGAAUUCAUCAAGACUCCCGCCAAUUUGAAGGAGAUAACGGUGAUAGCGGCGGCUGACGGCUUGGAGGACAUAACUAGAACCUGUCCUUCUCUUCUGAAGGAGCUCAUUUCUAAGCUUGCUUCCUAA